This is a messenger RNA of Sorghum bicolor (sorghum), 1567 nucleotides long. RefSeq names its product SEC12-like protein 1. NCBI's taxonomy places the organism in Eukaryota, Viridiplantae, Streptophyta, Magnoliopsida, Poales, Poaceae. The transcript has 10 exons. Gene Ontology annotation, cellular component: endoplasmic reticulum membrane. Gene Ontology annotation, molecular function: guanyl-nucleotide exchange factor activity; GTPase activator activity; protein binding. Gene Ontology annotation, biological process: protein secretion. Bases 128 to 1246 code for a protein of 372 amino acids. The record is from RefSeq and is a predicted model, not a curated record.
CCCUCGUCCCGUCCGCAGUCUCCUCCCUACAAAGAAGCAAGCGCCAAACCGCCAACGCAAGCAGAGCAGUGAGCAGAGCUGCGGAACCGCACGCACCAAGGCCAUCGCCCACCAGUGACCAGUCCCUAUGGCGGGGAACGGCGGCGAGGGUGCGGUCGGGAAGGUGGCCUGCGCGGCGUGGAUACGGCGGCGGGACGAUGACGGCUGGCCACCCGGCCUCUCCCGCCUCCUCGUGGCGUUCGCCCGCGGGGCCACGGCCUCGUCCCCGCCGCUCGUCGACGUCCUCGAGUUCGACGCCAAGGCAUCCGCACUCGCCGCCUACGAGUCCGAGCCCCUGGCGAGGGUCACCGUGGGCGAGGACGCAGCGGACGCGCCGCGCGCGAUCGCCGUGCACCCUGGCGGCCGGGAGCUCGUUUGUGCAACCGCCAAAGGCUGCAGGGUGUUUAAUCUUGUUUAUAAAGACUUCGGUAUUCACCUUAUUUCAAGAGAUGCUUCACCUCUCCAAUGUGUUGGGCCUCAAAAAUGUUUAGCAUUCAGCACUGAUGGUGCUAAGUUUGCUGUUGGUGGUGAGGAUGGGCGUCUCAGAAUAUUUCAUUGGCCAAGUCUCAAUGUGAUUUUGGACGAACCUAAAGCUCACAAAUCCUUCUGUGACAUGGACAUCAGCUUAGACUCAAAGUUUUUAGUUUCAUCAUCCAUUGAUGGCUCUGCAAGAAUAUGGAACAUUGAUGAGGGGGCUCCACUAAUCAAUUUGACAAGAUCUUUGGAUGAGAAGAUUGAGUAUUGCCGCUUUUCUAGGGAUGGAGCCAAACCUUUCCUGUUUUGCACACUUGUAAAAGGUCAUGACGUUUGGACUAUGGCCGUGGACAUAAGUAAUUGGAAGAGAAUCGGUUACAAAAGAUUUUCAGCAAAGCCCAUUUCCACACUCGCAAUUAGCUUGGAUGGGAAAUAUCUUGCACUAGGAAAUCGUGAUGGUGACUUUUGCGCCGUGGAAAUAAAGAAGAUGGAGGUUGCUCACUGGAGCAAGAAGGUUCAUCUUGGCUUCCCAGUUUCCUCCAUUGAAUUUUGUCCUACUGAAAGGGUAGUAAUCUCCACCUCACAUCAAUGGGGAGCAGAGAUAACAAAACUUGACGUCCCUCCCGAAUGGAAAGUGUGGCAGAUCUGGCUGGUGCUCCUGAGCCUCUUCGUGUCGUCGGCCAUCCUCUUCUACGUCUUUUUCAAGCACGCAAGGAUCAACCUGGGGCCAUAGAAGUAGAAGACACCUCGAAUUUCUUUCUGAUGGCGAAUCUAGAAGCAGGGCUGUUGCCGACACCUGACAGCGAUAAUAGCGCCCUCCUGUCCACCCACCGCCCACCGUCAGGACUCGUUUCUGAAGGCCGUCCCAAACCUCCAGCCCUGUGUCUGCAACGUGUUCUGUACCUGAACCUGAACCGUUCGAGGUUUCACAUCUUGUGUUACAGAUAGAUAGAUUAUUCGUGACCUCUCAAUAAGGCCUUGUUUAGUUGUUGGGGUGAAAAGUUUUUGGGUUUCCGUUUGUAUUUGACAAUUAUUGUUCAAUCAUAGACUAACU